Molecule: messenger RNA, 2418 nt
Organism: Pogonomyrmex barbatus (red harvester ant)
Lineage: Eukaryota; Metazoa; Arthropoda; Insecta; Hymenoptera; Formicidae
Product: phospholipase B1, membrane-associated
Biological process (GO): phospholipid metabolic process
Molecular function (GO): glycerophospholipase activity
Source: RefSeq, a predicted model, not a curated record
UAUAUUAUAGUAAUUAAAUGUAAUACAUUUGAUUUAAUUAUGCUUAUAUAUUGUUAGAUAAGAAUUUAGCAUUAUAUUGCGAACAACAAGACACGCGUGAUGCGUGACUUAAUAUAAUUUCUAAGAAAUAGUUUUGCAAGAGGUUUUUCAAAUAAAGAUUUAAACAAAUUUCUCUUUUUAUAUAUGUGUGUGACAUAAAACUGUAAACGGGUUUAAGAAGCAAAGGUCUAUCGCAACAUUAGCUGUAAUCUCUUACUCACUCUUGCUCACGCUUACUUUAUCUACCGCAUAGGAAUACGAAAGAAUGCAGGGGAACCAUGAAUAUGUCCAUAGCAAAAGUGGGGAUCACAUCGAUGGGCAUAGGAGCCCGUCUUUCUUCGACACGCUUCAUUCAUGUUUAGUGGUGUUAUCCGGUAGUACAAGCAAAGAGAAUCGAUCUCUUUCUACAAUCGACAUCCGCGAAUCCAUUUCAAAAUUAGUAUAACUCGUUAAGAAUUAAUUUAAUACGCUAAUUUGGCGUUUACAUAAUUAUGUAACAGUUUGUCUCAUGUGCGAAGAAAAGAAGAUAGUUUCUUAAAGAGAGGAAUGCCAAUUAUUGAAUUAAAAGUUCCAUGCCCUGGAAGGAUUAAUUUUAGACGUAGAAUUAUAUACAGUGAUAAUUAUAUACAAAAAUAUAAUUAAAGUGAAAGAUUCUUUUCAAGUUUCCAAUAAUAAAAGUUAUAUGGCGUUUGACUGAUCUCUUGAUUGUAACGAUGCGGGAUAAGAAAUCAUCGGAAAGUAAGUUUGCAGUUCUCUUCAGUUGGAGACGCGGAAGCUCCAUCAGAGAUGCUCGCGUUGUAGAAUUGGAGGCAGAGAACCGAGCGGAAGUCUCGUUUGACCAAGUCAAAGGCCGAACAAGAUCUUCCAACAUGGAAUGAUAAUCACUCGGAAUACAGAAAAGGUUGAAGAAAAUUAAAAAGAAGCUUCCUCUGAUAGCCAAUUUUUGAAACGCUAAAAUCAUGAGAAUCGAAAUAAUCUGCUUACUUUUGGCCACCAUUGGCUCCCAUCCAAGCAAAUGUGAUGUCUUUACGGAGUUCUUGCAUAGCAUAAUUCAAACGGGAAGGGAUAAGAGUGAUGCAACAGGAAUUUCAUAUCCUGUGGAAUAUGGAGGCGUACGAAAACAACCAAUAAUUCGUGACAACGUCCCGUUUCCUUGCAACACACGUUUCGGCAGAUCUUUGUCGAUACCAGACAAUGUCCAUCGACUGAGACCAGGCGACAUCGACGUGGUCGGUGGUCUCGGUGAUUCCUUGGUCGCCGGAAAUGGCGCAAUGGAGGAGUUCGCCGUAGGAACCCUCAUCGAGGCGCGCGGAGUCAGUUGGUGCGUUGGAGGCCAGGGGAAUUGGAGACGAUUUCUUACACUUCCCAAUAUUUUGAAGGUAUUCAAUCCGAAAUUAACCGGAUAUUCUACCGGAACGGGAGAAUUUAUCUCAACAGCGGCGAAAUUGAACAUCGCCUUUCCGGUUGCCGCUACGGAGGACGCGUUACAACAAGCGAGGAUUUUAGUGCAAAGAAUAAAAAAUAAUCCGAGAAUAAAUGUCAAGAAACAUUGGAAACUAAUUACAAUUCUGUUUGGAGCUAAUGACAUUUGCUCGGCGCAGUGUUACGAUCCGCAACAGUUUUCGCCGUUGCGUCACGUCCUGCAUUUACGAAGGACCCUUGAUUUCUUAAGGGUCGCGCUACCCCGCACACUAGUCAAUCUUGUUCCAGCCAUAGAUGUCACGGUCUCGGUUAGGGUAACGCAAAGUACCAUAUGCAACAUAUUACAUCCCCUUUACUGUGCCUGUAUGCACAAAGGUAGUCAACCAGAAAUGGCAGCGUCAAAAAUGUCACAACUCUAUCAGCAAGCCGCUGAAACUUUAGUUUACUCAGGAAGAUAUGAUAACUCUUCAGAUUUUACAGUGGUAUUGCAGCCAUUUAUUAAAUUAUUCAAUGCACCUAAUGCUAAUCCUAAUCGUGCGCCGCCGAUCGAUUCCAAUCUGGUCACAUACGACUGUUUUCAUUUUAGUCAGAAAGGACAUGCACUCGGCGCCAAUCUUUUAUGGAACAAUAUGCUGGAACCGGUCGGAAAUAAGACGGAAAAGGGAUUGCCCCGAAUAUUGGAAAAAGUACUUUGCCCUACGGAGAACGCGCCCUACAUUUUUACAAAUGUUAACUCGCGCUUCUUCCGAAUGACUGGCAGACAAGAUGGAAUCGAACCUAGAUAGCUUAAGACUCGGCAAUGAUCGAUUUUAAUUUACGUGAUUUAUCAUAGCGGUAAGAUGCCAAUUAUCUGAACAAAUUGAGAGAUAGUAAUCUGUUAUUAAUGAUUCACGUAAAACUUUCGGGAGAAAAAGAAACAUAAAAUAUUUAUAAAGAUAUUAUAAAUACGAUAACAAU